Cynocephalus volans (Philippine flying lemur) is the source of this 5862-nucleotide messenger RNA. It is a transcript of the gene F5, whose product is annotated as coagulation factor V. Gene Ontology annotation, cellular component: plasma membrane. Lineage: Eukaryota; Metazoa; Chordata; Mammalia; Dermoptera; Cynocephalidae. The transcript is spliced from 25 exons. The coding region runs from base 1 to 5862 and encodes 1953 amino acids. The record is from RefSeq and is a predicted model, not a curated record. Gene Ontology annotation, molecular function: signaling receptor activity; copper ion binding.
AUGUUCCCGGGCUGCCCACGCCUCUGGGUCCUGGUGGUCCUGAGCAUCAGCUGGGCAGGCUGGGGGAGCCAAGUGGCCGAAGCAGCGCGGCUAAGGCAGUUUUACGUGGCUGCUCAGGGCAUCAGUUGGACCUACCGCCCCGAACCCACAAACGCAAGUUUGAAUCCUUUUGCAACUUCCUUUAAGAAAAUUGUGUACAGAGAGUAUGAACCAUAUUUUAAGAAAGAAAAACCACGAUCUAGCAUUUCAGGACUUCUAGGGCCUACUUUGUAUGCUGAGGUUGGAGACAUCAUGAAGGUUCACUUUAAGAACAAGGCAGACAAGCCCUUAAGCAUCCAUCCUCAAGGAAUUAGGUACAGUAAAUUCUCAGAAGGUGCUUCCUACACUGACCACACAUUCCCUGUGGAGAAAAUGGAUGAUGUUGUAGCUCCAGGCCAAGAAUACACCUAUGAGUGGACUGUCAGUGAGGACAGUGGGCCCACGUAUGAUGACCCUGCAUGCCUCACAUACAUCUAUUACUCCUAUGAAAAUCUGACACAGGACUUCAACUCUGGGCUGAUUGGACCUCUGCUUAUCUGUAAGAAAGGCACCCUAACUGAGGAUGGGACUCAGAAGUUGUUUGACAAGCAACAUGUGCUGCUGUUUGCUGUGUUUGAUGAAAGCAAAAGCUGGAGUCAGUCAUCAGCCCUCAUGUACACAGUCAAUGGCUAUGUGAAUGGGACAAUGCCAGAUAUAACAGUUUGUGCCCAUGACCACAUCAGCUGGCAUCUGCUUGGAAUGAGCUCAGGGCCAGAAAUGUUCUCCAUCCAUUUCAAUGGCCACGUCCUGGAGCAAAACCAUCAUAAGGUCUCAGCCAUCACCCUCGUCAGUGCUACAUCCACUACUGCAAAUAUGACUGUGAGCCCAGAGGGAAAGUGGAGCAUAUCUUCUCUCACUCCAAAACAUCUUCAAGCUGGGAUGCAAGCUUACAUCAACAUUAAAAACUGCCCAAAGAAAACCAGGAAACUUCAGAAACCAACUCGUGAACAGAGGCGGUAUAUUAAGAGGUGGGACUAUUUCAUUGCUGCAGAAGAAGUCAUUUGGGACUAUGCACCUGUAAUACCAGAAAAUAUGGACAAAAAAUACAAGUCUCUGCACUUGGAUAAUUUCUUAAAUCAAAUCGGAAAACAUUAUAAGAAAGUUGUUUACAGACAGUACCAAGAUGAGACCUUCACCAAACGUGAAGAAAAUAUCAAUAUCAAAGAAGAUGGGAUUUUGGGCCCUAUUAUCAGAGCCCAGGUCAGAGACACCCUCAAAAUCACAUUCAAAAACAUGGCCAGCCGCCCCUAUAGCAUUUACCCUCAUGGAGUGACCUUUUCUCCUUAUGAAGAUGAAGUCAACUCUUCCUCCACCUCAGGCAGUAACACCAUGAUCAGAGCAGUUCAACCAGGGGAAACCUAUACUUAUAAGUGGAACAUCCUAGAGUUUGAUGAACCCACAGAAAAUGAUGCCCAGUGCUUAACAAGACCAUACUACAGUGACGUGGAUAUCACAAGGGACAUUGCCUCUGGGCUGAUAGGGCUACUUCUAAUUUGUAAGAGCAGAUCCCUGGACAGGCGAGGCAUACAGAGGGCAGCAGACAUUGAGCAGCAGGCUGUCUUUGCUGUGUUUGAUGAGAACAAGAGCUGGUACAUUGAGGACAACAUCAACAAGUUUUGUGAAAAUCCUGAUGAGGUGAAUCGUGAUGACCCCAAGUUUUAUGAAUCAAACAUCAUGAGCACUAUCAAUGGCUAUGUGCCUGAGAGCAUACCCACUCUAGGAUUCUGCUUUGAGGACACUGUCCAGUGGCACUUCUGCAGUGUGGGGACGCAGGAUGACAUUUUGGCCUUUCACUUUACUGGGCAUUCAUUCAUCUAUGGAAAGAGACAUGAGGACACCUUGGCCCUCUUCCCUAUGCAUGGAGAAUCUGUGACUGUCACAAUGGAUAAUAUUGGAACUUGGAUGUUAACUACCAUGAAUUCAAGUCCAAGAAACAAAAAUCUAAGGUUGAAAUUCAGGGAUGUUAAAUGUAUCCGGGAUUAUGAUGAAGACUCAUAUGAGAUUUACAAGCCUCCAGCAUCUACAGCCAUGGCUACACGGAAAAUGCAUGAUUCUUCAGAAAACAAAAAUGAAGAGGAUGUUGAUGAAUAUGAUUACCAGUAUACACUGGCCUCAUCAUUAGGACUUAGGUCAUUCAUAAAUUCAUCACUGACUUGGGAGGAAGAUAAGCUCAAUCUUACUGCCCUAGCUCUGGAGAACAGCUCUGAAUUAACUUCUCCAAAUACAGAUACAGCUGUUGGUUCAAAUUCUUCCUCCCUAAGUAAUACUAGUAGGUUCAUUGGCAAUAACCUCACAGAACCUCAGAAAACACUUCAUCACCCAGGAGCUGCCACAGUUGGUCCCCCGCUGGGACACCUCUUUGGUUUAGACAACAACUCUGUUCUCAAUCUUUCCACAGCAGAGCACUUCAGCCCUUAUUCUGAACACCCUAUAGAGGAUCCUCUACAGUCAGAUAUCACAAGGAUAAGCCUACUUCCACUUGAUGCAGAAGGACUCAGAAGUAAGGAGCGUGCAAAACACAGGGGAUCCAAGGCAGAAAGAGACCAAGCAACGAAACACAUGUUCUCUUGGGUGGAAUCACAAGCACAUAAGAUUAGGAGAAAUUUAAACCAAGACAACACUUCUCCUUCCAGAACGGGGCCCUGGGAGGACCUCCCUAAUGAUCUGUUACUCUUAAAACAAAGGAAACCAUCUAAGAUUUUGAAUGGGAAAUGGCAUGUGGUUUCUGAGAAAGGUAGCUAUGAAAUAAUCCCAGAUACUGAUGAAUACUUGGCUGUUAAUAAGCUGCUGAAGAGCCCCCAGAAUGCCUCAAGGACUUGGGAAGAAAGCACCCCUCAUCCACACAAGCCUGGAAAGCAGAGUGGCCACCCGACAUUUUCUAGAAAUAGGUAUAAAUCUCCACAAGGAAGACAGGGUGGAGGAAACAGUGGACUGAAGAAAAGCCCAUUUUUCAUUAGGACACGAAAAAGGAAAAAGGAAGAGAAGCUUGCACACCGUGUUCCUGUAUCUCCAAGGGGCUUUCACCCUCUAAGAGGAGAAGCCUACACCACAUUUUCAGACAAGAUACCUGAUUACUCAUUGUCCAAUGAAACAUCUCUUCCCACAGACCUCAAUCAGACAUUCCCCUCUAUGAAUCUUAGCCUGAUAGCCUCACUUCCUGACCAUCACCAGAACCCCCCAAACGACACUGGUCCGACAAGCUCCCUUCCAGAUCUUUAUCAGACAGUGCCCCCAGAGGAAGGCUAUCAAACACUCCCGAUUCAAGACCCUGAUCAAAUGCUCUCUACUGCAGACCCCCGUCACAGAUCCUCUUCACUGGAGCUCAGCCAGAUACUCAACUAUAACCUAAGUCAUGAGCCUUUCCCUAUCGUCAUUGGUCAAAUGUCCCCUUCCUUGGAACAUGAAGUCUGGCAGACUACCGUGUCUCCAGACCUCAGUCAACCAUCCCAAUCCCCAGACCUCUCUCUAGAACUUGGUCAGACAAACCCUUCCCUAGACCUCAGGCAGACAACCCUCUCUCCAGAACACAGUCAGACAAGCCUUUCCCCAGAAUUGAGCCAGACGACCCUCUCUCAGAUGCCAUCUCUUCCACCAUCUCCUACACUCGAUGACACUUUUAUGUCAAAGGAAUUUAAUCCACUGGUUGUAGUGGGCUUCAGUGGAGAUGACGGAGAUUACACUGAGAUUAUUCCAGGACAGGAGGUUCAGAACAGUGAAGAAGACUAUGCUGAAAUUACUUAUGUGGCCUAUGAUGACCCCUACAAAACUGAUAUGACUGACACCAACUACUCCAGAAAUCCUGACAACAUUGCAGCAUCGUACAUCCGCAGCAAGAAUGAAAACAGAAGAAAUUAUUACAUUGCAGCUGAAGAGAUAUCCUGGGAUUAUUCAGAAUUUGCACAAAGUAAAGUGGAUAAUGAAGACACCUAUGAUAUUCCAGAGGACACCAUAUAUAAGAAAGUAGUUUUUCGGAAGUACACUGAUAGCACUUUUACCAGGCGUGAUCCUCGGGGAGAGUAUGAAGAGCAUCUUGGCAUUCUUGGUCCUGUUAUUAGAGCUGAAGUGGAUGAUAUUAUCCAAGUUCAUUUUAAAAAUUUAGCAUCUAGACCAUAUUCUCUUCAUGCGCAUGGGCUUUCCUAUAAAAAAUCAUCAGAGGGAAAGACUUAUGAAGAUGACUCUCCUGAAUGGUUUCAGGAAGAUAAUGCUGUUCAGCCAAACAGAACUUAUACGUAUGUGUGGUAUGCCACUGGGCGAUCAGGUCCAGAAAACCCUGGAUCUGCCUGUCGGGCUUGGGCCUACUACUCAGCGGUGAACCCGGAAAAAGAUAUCCACUCGGGCUUGAUAGGUCCUCUUCUGAUCUGCCAAAAAGGAACACUUCACAGGGAGAGCAACAUGCCUGUGGACAUGAGAGAAUUUGCCUUACUUUUUAUGGUCUUUGAUGAAAAGAAGAGCUGGUACUAUGAAAAGAAGGCCAGAAGGUCUUGGAGACAUGUAUCCUCAGAAGUUAAAAAGACCCAUGAGUUUCAUGCCAUUAACGGGAUGAUCUACAACUUGCCUGGCUUGAGAAUGUACGAGCAAGAGUGGGUGAGGUUACAUCUGCUAAAUGUGGGCGGCCCUCAAGAUAUUCAUGUGGUUCACUUUCAUGGCCAGACCUUGCUGGAAAAUGGCACUCAACAGCACCAGUUAGGGGUCUGGCCCCUUCUACCUGGUUCAUUUAAAACUCUUGAAAUGAAGGCAUCCAAACCUGGCUGGUGGCUUCUAGAUACAGAAGUUGGAGAAAACCAGAGAGCAGGGAUGCAAACACCAUUUCUCAUCAUAGACAAAGAAUGUAAAAUGCCAAUGGGACUAAGCACUGGUAUCAUAACUGAUUCACAGAUCAAGGCUUCUGAGUAUCUGAGUUAUUGGGAACCCAAAUUAGCAAGAUUAAACAACGGUGGGUCAUAUAAUGCUUGGAGCAUAGAAAAGCAUGCAAUUGAAUUUGCCUCUAAACCUUGGAUCCAGGUGGACAUGCAAAAAGAGGUUGUGGUGACAGGGAUCCAGACCCAAGGUGCCAAACACUACCUGAAAUCUUGCUAUACCACUGAGUUCUAUGUGGCUUACAGUUCUGACCAAACCAACUGGCAGAUCUUCAAAGGGAACAGCACAAGUAAUAUUAUGUAUUUUGAUGGCAAUUUAGAUGCUUCUACAAUAAAAGACAAUCGGUUUGAUCCACCUAUUAUGGCUAGAUAUAUUAGGAUCUCUCCAACCAGAUCCUAUAACAGACCUACCCUUCGAUUGGAGCUGCAAGGUUGUGAGGCUAAUGGAUGCUCCACACCACUGGGAAUGGAAAGUGGGAAGAUAGAAAACAAGCAAAUCACAGCUUCCUCAUUUAAAAAAUCUUGGUGGGGAGAUUACUGGGAACCCUCACGUGCCCGUCUUAAUGCCCAGGGCCGUGUGAAUGCCUGGCAAGCCAAGGCAAACAACAAGGAACAGUGGUUACAAAUUGAUCUGCUCAAAAUCAAGAAAAUAACUGCAAUUAUAACACAGGGCUGCAAGUCUCUGUCCUCUGAAAUGUAUGUGAAGAGCUAUGCCAUCCACUACAGUGAUAAGGGAGUGGAAUGGAAACCUUACAGGCAGAAAUCCUCCACGGUGGACAAGAUUUUUGAAGGAAAUAGUAAUACCAAAGGACAUGUGAAGAAUUUUUUCAAGCCACCAAUCAUUUCCAGAUUUAUCCGCAUCAUUCCUAAAACAUGGAAUCAAAGUAUUGCGCUUCGCCUGGAACUCUUUGGCUGUGAUAUUUACUAG